AUGGCAGGGCGUCUACAUGGACUGAUUCGACCAAAGACACGUCCAAUGAUCGAGGCGCGGAAGUCCCAUGGUCUCCCCGGGGUCGGCCCGCUCGUAUCAAACCCAGUACGCGGACGUGCGACAGCCGCCGCUGCUUUGGGCUCUCGGCGUCAGCCAGACCUGCCUCUCCACAGCCCUAUCAACCACGGCCGCUCCGUUUCGGCGCCUCUUCCACCGCUAGACCCUCGGGCGCAUUGGGCGGGUAUGAUUGAGAUCCACGAACAGCCGUCCGAGGAUGGCCGGGGGUCAAGCUACAUUGUCCACCACCACCACAUCCGCGCCGCUAGUUAUGGGUACAGCAUCAGCCGAUCCGAGUCGCAGAACCAAUCUAUGAUCUAUCAUCCCAAUGUACACCGCGGCACCCACCGCUGGGCCUCAUCUCCACAUCUACACCAUGACCAUCGAUUGAACACCGGCUCCACCGAGUCCCGAGGAUUCGGGUAUCCAUUCAACAUCAAAUCGCGCUGGACUGCACCCAGCAUCAUCGACGAGUCCGGUCGGCCUUGGUGGUCAAGGGCAGAUCUGCGGACAGCUCAAAUCGCGUGCUUUACUACAGGCUUCCUGUUUCCAUUGGUAUGGUUUGUUGCCGCCUUCUUGCCUCUACCCAGGCGGCCCGCGUCCAUGGAAGACAUAGAGAAAGCGGUCUCCUCCACCACCAUGCAGGAAGCUCAAUUGCAACCGCAGCCACAGCGGGGCUCAAUCUCGCAGCAAUACCCGGCCGUCUCGGAGUGGGAGCCUAUGAACGUCGUCGAUAAGUUACGCCUAGAGCGCCAGCUCGCUGGUGCCGCCGAACUCAGGUGGCAGAACGCGCGGUGGUGGCGCAACUUGAACCGCUGGAUGUGCAUUGUCGGCAUUGUGGUAUGCGUCGUCGCCAUUGUGCUCGCCGUUGUUGGCACACAGCGGAACUGGUGA
This is a messenger RNA of Capronia epimyces CBS 606.96, 951 nucleotides long. RefSeq lists its product as uncharacterized. The record is from RefSeq and is a predicted model, not a curated record. NCBI's taxonomy places the organism in Eukaryota, Fungi, Ascomycota, Eurotiomycetes, Chaetothyriales, Herpotrichiellaceae. The coding region runs from base 1 to 951 and encodes 316 amino acids. The transcript has a single exon.